ACAUUCACAUACACUACAUACGCUAACACACAUAGGCUAACACACACACACGCGCACACAGAGACCGACACAACAUAAACACACACUUCUACACUGAUAAUUUGCUGCUGGUGCUCUGUUCUUUAUUUUACUCUUAUUAUCGAUCCUGAUGUCUUGUCACUUUACCCUGCCUUCGUGUACAUAUCUACCUCAGAUACCUCGUACCUCUGCAUAUUGAUCUGGCACUGGUACUCCCUGUGUAUAUACUGUAGUUCCAUUGUUGUGUAUUUUAUUUUAUUCCUCUUGUGCUACUUUAUCUUUAAACUCUGUGUCGUUGGGAAGGGCUCAAUCCGACUAAUGAAUACACCCCUGAAGUUCAAUCAAACCCGCAAUUUAUUGUUUUACUGUACGAAGAUAGGCUACUUGCACCGCGAUCUGACACUUCCUCCAGCUUUGGCAACAUCCGGAUUCCAGUCGAGAUGGUCAUGGCGGAGGGUGCAGCUGUUAUGAGGAGGAAUCGACCAGGGACUAAAGAAAAGGACUUCUACAACUGGCCCGAUGAGUCAUUCGAGGAGAUGGACAGCACACUGGCUGUGCAGCAGUACAUCCAACAGAACAUCCGUACAGACUGCUCCAACAUGGACAAGAUCCUGGAGCCCCCAGAGGGUCAGGAUGAAGGGGUCUGGAAGUACGAACACCUCAGGCAGUUCUGUUUGGAGCUGAACGGACUUGCUGUGAAACUACAGGGAGAAUGCCACCCAGACACAUGCACCCAGAUGACGGCAACAGAGCAGUGGAUCUUCCUCUGUGCUGCACACAAGACUCCCAAAGAGUGUCCAGCCAUCGACUACACCAGACACACUCUGGAUGGCGCCGCCUGCCUCCUCAACAGUAACAAGUACUUCCCUAGCAGAGUGAGCAUUAAAGAGUCCUCAGUAGGGAAACUGGGUUCAGUUUGUCGACGGAUCUACAGGAUAUUCUCCCACGCUUACUUCCACCAUCGUCAGAUCUUUGACAAGUAUGAGAACGAGACGUUCCUGUGCCAUCGGUUCACGCGCUUCGUGAUGAAGUACAACCUGAUGUCCAAGGACAACCUGAUCGUACCCAUCAUGGAGGAUGAGACUAACCCUAACGAAGCAGAGGGCGAGAACGACGCCUGAGGACUGGAAUCUGAAGAGGAUCUGCUACACCCUGCCAAACUAUUUCAAACACAUGGCUGUCACACACACACACACCCACCCACAACCACACAAUACUCUCAAAAGCACACUAAAAUCACCCGUUUUUAAGUAGAAUAUUUUCAAUAUUGUAUGAACAUCCUAAUUUAAUUUAGCUUGUACGUUUCAGUGAACAAGACAUUGUUGUGGUUAAAUGACUAACCAAUACACACUGUGGCCAGUAAAUUAGGUACACCCAUCUAGUACCGGGUCAGACCCCGCUUUGCCCCCAAAACAACCUGAAUUCUUCGGGGCAUGGAUUCUACAAGGUGUCGGAAACGUUCCACAUGGAUGUCGGUCCAUGCAGACGGGAUGGCAUCACGCAGUAGCUGCAGAUUGGACGGCGGUACAUUGAUGCUGCGAACAGCCCGGUCUACAUCAUCCCAAAGAUGCUCUCUCUAUUGGGUUUGGUCAGCAACAAUGUUCAGAUACGCCGUGGCGUUCGAUCGUUGCUAAAUUGGUAUCAAGGAACCUAAAGUGUGCCAGGAAAAUGUUCCCCACACCAGUACACCACCGCCACCAGCCUGUACUGUUGACACCAGGUAGGAUGGGUCAACGCACUCGUGCUGCUUACUCUAAAACCUGACUCUGUCGUCAGCAUGAACCGGGAACCGGGAUUCGUCAGACCAGGCAAGGUUUUUCCACUCCUCAAUUGUCCAGUGUUGGUAAUUGCGUUCCCACUAGUGCUUCUUCUUUGUUUUAGCUGAUAGGAGUGGAACCCCGUGUGGUCGUCUGCUACAAUAGCCCCUCCGUGACAAGGAUCGACUGGUUGUGCGUUCCGAGAUGCCGUUCUGCACACCACUGUUGUACUGUGCCGUUAUUUGCCAGUUAGUGGCCAGCCUGUUGGCUUGCAGGAUUCUUGCCCUUCUCCUUCGACCUCUCAUCAACGAGCUGUUUUCACCCACAGGACUGCUGCUGACUGGAUGUUUUUUGCUUGUCGCACCAUUCGCGGUAAACUCUAGACACUGUCGUGUGUGAAAAUCCCAGGAGGCCGGCCCUUUCGGAGAUACUGGAUCUGGCGCACCUAGCAGACAAUCAUACCACGCUCAAAGUCACUUAGGUCGCUAGUUUUACACAUUCUAGCAUUCAAUCAAACAGUUACUGAAUGGCUCGAUGCCUGUCUGCCUGCUUUAUAGAGCAAGCCACAGCCAAGUGACUCACUGUCUGUAGGAGCGAAUCAUUUUGGUGAACAGGGUGGUGUACCUGAUAAACUGUGAGACACUCAUGGCUAGUUACUUUAUCAUGUGCUUUCUGUUUGGUCCUUAGGCAGUGUUUACACAGGCAACCAAAUUCUUAUAGGCAAAAUAAUUGCUCUGCUUGGUCAAAAGACCAAUUGGUGACAAAAGAUCAUAAUUGGGCUGUCUGUGUAAACACAGCCUUUGUUGUGUUCUAGGUGUCAGGAACUCUGGUCUAAUAUAGAGCUACAAGUUAAUAUAACAGGUAUUUAAUAAACAGCCUACAUUAUACAGGUUGACAUAACAGGUAUUUAAUAGUCCAAUAUUUCUGACUACUGUAUAUAGCACCACGUCAGUCUUCCAUCCUAGAUUAAGGAAGUGGUGAUUAAUGAUUAAUUGAAGACUAGUGGAAGUGAAGCUGAUCCUAGAUCGGCUGAGGUUAGGAUUAGGGGAAGCUGAUCUGCACCUAGGGGAAGCUGAUCUGCACCUAGGGGAAGCUGAUCUGCACCUAGGGGAAGCUGAUCUGCACCUAGGGGAAGCUGAUCUGCACCUAGGGGAAGCUGAUCUGCACCUAGGGGGAGCUGAUCUGCACCUAGGGGGAGCUGAUCUGCACCUAGGGGGAGCUGAUCUACACCUAGGGGGAGCUGAUCUACACCUAGGGGGAGCUGAUCUACACCUAGGGGGAGCUGAUCUGCACCUAGGGGAAGCUUCAACCCAGAGCCAAAAACUGCAACAUUGCUGCAGGAUAGCCUGUUUACUGGGCCAGAGUUCCUACAUCUUUGACAUUACACAAAGACUGCUUUCCUAAUAACUUGUUUCUAUAGAAGGGGACGCGGGGUGUUUUAUGUUCAUGCCAUUUAGGGCAACAAUCUCUCACUGUAUUUAUUUAAAAGGAAUUUGAUGUUUUAUUAGUGAAUAUUAAUUAAUGACAGCUACUCAGAAAUGCCUUAGGUUUUCGAAGCACAAGUAUGUCUCAUUCACUUUCUAUAUUGUGAUGAACUAUUACUCAGGCAACACAACAACGAUGUGUUUGACUGUGUUACCAUUUUGUCCCUGGUGGAUAUCCAUUCACUGUUUCUUAUUAAAAUAUCAGAUAUAUUUACAA
Salvelinus fontinalis (brook trout) is the source of this 3476-nucleotide messenger RNA. RefSeq names its product MOB-like protein phocein. Gene Ontology annotation, cellular component: cytoplasm. The transcript has 9 exons. The record is from RefSeq and is a predicted model, not a curated record. The coding region runs from base 459 to 1139 and encodes 226 amino acids. Lineage: Eukaryota; Metazoa; Chordata; Actinopteri; Salmoniformes; Salmonidae.